CUUAUUGGCCCAACGCGCCGUCGUUCGAAGGCCGGCCUGCCCCCUCAGAACCUUACAUUUACAGUGUAGCAAAAGAGAAAGUAACUAUGUUGCUGCUGGAGAUCAAUGAAGCCAAGUGAAUGGGGGCUGAAUGUGCCAGUCCUUAGCUGAAGCCGAGCGCCAGAUGGUGGAGGGCUACACUUAUUUAUGAAACUCUUGAGUUCUUCUUGAAUUGCCAGUUUUCAGCCUCCUCAUGCCUCCGUCUCCUUUAGACGACAGGGUAGUAGUGGCACUAUCUAGGCCCGUCCGACCUCAGGAUCUCAACCUUUGUUUAGACUCUAGCUAUCUUGGCUCUGCCACCCCAGGCAGCAAUAGACACCGUCCUGUCAUCGCCACCACAGUUGUGUCCCUCAAGGCUGCGAAUCUGACGUAUAUGCCCUCAUCCAGCGGCUCUGCCCGCUCCCUGAAUUGUGGAUGCAGCAGUGCCAGCUGCUGCACUGUGGCAACCUACGACAAGGACAAUCAGGCCCAAACCCAAGCCAUUGCUGCUGGCACUGCCACCACCGCCAUUGGAACCUCUACCACCUGCCCUGCUAACCAGAUGGUCAACAACAAUGAGAAUACAGGCUCUUUAAGUCCAUCAGGUGGGGUGGGCAGCCCUGUGUCAGGGACCCCCAAGCAGCUAGCCAGCAUCAAAAUAAUCUACCCCAAUGACCUGGCAAAGAAGAUGACCAAAUGCAGCAAGAGUCACCUGCCAAGCCAGGGCCCUGUCAUCAUUGACUGCAGGCCCUUCAUGGAGUACAACAAAAGUCACAUCCAAGGAGCUGUCCAUAUUAACUGUGCCGAUAAGAUCAGYCGGCGGAGACUGCAGCAAGGCAAGAUCACUGUUCUAGACUUGAUUUCCUGUAGGGAAGGCAAGGACUCUUUCAAGAGGAUCUUUUCCAAAGAAAUUAUAGUUUAUGAUGAGAAUACCAAUGAACCGAGCCGAGUGAUGCCCUCCCAGCCGCUUCACAUAGUCCUCGAGUCCCUGAAGAGAGAAGGCAAAGAACCUCUGGUGUUGAAAGGUGGACUUAGUAGUUUUAAGCAGAACCAUGAAAACCUCUGUGACAACUCCCUCCAGCUCCAAGAGUGCCGGGAGGUGGGGGGCGGUGCAUCUGCGGCCUCGAGCUUGCUACCUCAGUCUGUCCCCACCACCCCUGACAUCGAGAAUGCAGAGCUGACGCCCAUCCUGCCCUUCCUGUUCCUUGGCAAUGAGCAGGACGCUCAGGACCUGGACACCAUGCAGCGGCUGAACAUCGGCUAUGUCAUCAACGUCACCACUCACCUUCCCCUCUACCACUAYGAGAAAGGUCUCUUCAACUACAAGCGGCUGCCGGCCACCGACAGCAACAAGCAGAACCUGCGGCAGUACUUUGAAGAGGCUUUUGAGUUCAUUGAGGAAGCUCAUCAGUGUGGGAAGGGGCUUCUCAUCCACUGCCAGGCCGGCGUGUCCCGCUCUGCCACCAUUGUCAUCGCCUACCUGAUGAAGCACACACGGAUGACCAUGACUGAUGCUUACAAAUUUGUCAAAGGCAAACGACCAAUUAUUUCUCCAAAUCUUAACUUCAUGGGGCAGUUGCUGGAGUUUGAGGAAGACCUAAACAAUGGUGUGACGCCACGCAUCCUUACGCCAAAGCUGAUGGGUGUGGAGACGGUCGUGUGACGGUGGUCAGGGUGGAAAGGAUUGCUGCUCUCCUUUGGGGGGCAAAAAAGGAAGGAGGAUGGGUUCUGGGUCUCCCCCCCCCCCUUUUUUUUUCCUUUUUUUUUUUAGUUGGGGGUAAAGUUUGUGAAUGGAAACAAACUUGUUUAAAGACUUUAUUUUUAACAAGUGUGAGAAGACUAUAACUUUUGAUGCCAUUGAGAUUUACUUCCCACAAACUGACAAAGCAGGGAGGUUAAAGAGGUCAUUUUUUUUAAGCCAACAAUAAAAAUAUAAUAAAACUUGUUUCUCCCCCUUUUCCUUUUAAGCUUUUUGUAGAGUUUAUGACUAAAUAGUCUGUGCAGGUUCAUAGACCUAAGAUCCCAUAUACACCAUUUUAAAAGAACCAAAAGUAAGUUGAAAAGACAUUGGAUCAUGAGGACCUAGGAGCCACCUGGGCCAUCCAUAUAGGAAAUAAAAACCCCACCCAACCAAGCCCUGCUGUGCUCCUUGGUGCAAAGAGAAGAUCAGGGCAGCUUGAGUGGUCUAAGAACCCUUCACGUAUUCUUUAAAGAAAUAGAGAAUAGUGUUUUAUGCUCUGGACUUUUCUUUCCCCCCCCUCUCUGGGUUGAAGAAACUUUUUGAAACAACAACAAGGAACGACUGACCACUAUACCAUAGGCCUUCACUGGCUCUUGUGCAAUAAUAUGGUGUUUGGAGUGUGCAAACAAGUUUAGAGCUGGCAAGUGAAUGAUAGACAAAUAGUGCAAAAUUGCCAGCUUGGAGGUAGAAAGAAAUUCAACAAAACCAAUUACUUUCCUUCCCACCUUUUUCCUUUUUUUUUUUUUUUUUUUUUUUGGAUUUGAUUCUGGUUAUAGUGCCAUAAACCUUGUUACAUAUGUAUAUCAGAAUGUAAAAAAAAAAAAAAUGACAAAAAUUUAUUUAAAAAUAUUUUUCGCAAAAAAAAAGCAAAAACAAACUUUGUGUGUUUCUGUUGAUUGUGUAAAAAUUUAUUUUCAUUAUAUAAAUGAAACU
Molecule: messenger RNA, 2692 nt
Organism: Urocitellus parryii (Arctic ground squirrel)
Lineage: Eukaryota; Metazoa; Chordata; Mammalia; Rodentia; Sciuridae
Gene: Dusp10
Product: dual specificity phosphatase 10
Biological process (GO): peptidyl-tyrosine dephosphorylation; negative regulation of JUN kinase activity
Cellular component (GO): cytosol; cytoplasm
Molecular function (GO): protein tyrosine/threonine phosphatase activity; MAP kinase tyrosine/serine/threonine phosphatase activity; MAP kinase tyrosine phosphatase activity
Source: RefSeq, a predicted model, not a curated record